This is a messenger RNA of Paramecium primaurelia, 478 nucleotides long. The record is from the annotation of a GenBank genome assembly. NCBI's taxonomy places the organism in Eukaryota, Ciliophora, Oligohymenophorea, Peniculida, Parameciidae.
AGUUGAUGCGUAAAUUAGAAAAGGAAGAAGAAAAAUCAUAAUAUCAAACUCCUGAAAAAUCAGUUUUUCAUUUGUGCAUAGUAAAUUUAGUUAUAGGAACACUUUAUUAUUCAAAAAAUAAUUAUGCAUUCGGUAUUUUUAGAGUUAUCAAAUCACUUGAACCAUAUAAUAAAAAAAUAAAUAAAUCAAAUCUAUUAUAGAUUAAUACAGAUACUUGGUAUUAUGUGAAGAGAUGUUUCCUUGCUUUGAUUGAAGUAUAUUAGCUAAACAUAUCAUAAUUCUAGAAGAUAUUUCAUAUAAUGAAAUCUUGGAUUUUCUCGAUGCAGCUGAUCAAUAUGGCAAAUCUAUUCCCUCUGUAUUUAUUUAUUAUAUAUAAAUAUAUAGGAAAUUAAUCCAUUAGAAAUAACUUGAUGAUAAAAAUACAGUGUCAUAUGAAGCCAGGAUGAUAAAGAGGAUGUUUCUUAAAUUAAGAACAUGA